AUGGGAGAUCCUUUGAAAAGAUACAGAGGAGUUCGGAAGCGGGGGUGGGGUAAAUGUACAUCUGCCAUUUACUACCCCAAGCAGGGGAAGCAGAAGCAACUCUGGAUUGGAAGUUUCGACACGCCAGAGAUGGCGGCUACGGCAUACGAUGCUGUCGCCAACUUCUUCCAUGGCCCCAAAGCACGUUUAAACUUUCCCGAACUGCGCCACACUCUCCCCAAAUUCCCACCUGAUGCAACUGUCCGUAAAAUUCGAGCGCUGGCUCGAGGUGCCGCUGAAGGCAGCCAUGGAGGUGGAGGUGGAAGUUCUAUUUCCGGCGUCACGGAACCAAUCCAAUCCCUCGAGGAAUGGCAAAUCCAAUCCCUCGAGAAAAUGCCAAUUUAUUCUCCAUUAUUACACCAAACAAUGAUGGAGGAUGAUACUUCGGGUUUUGAUCUUUACGGCGGUGACACAUACGAUACUUCGAUAGAUCUUUGGAACGACCAAAUGCACUGA
This is a messenger RNA of Cucumis sativus (cucumber), 495 nucleotides long. RefSeq names its product ethylene-responsive transcription factor ERF021. Gene Ontology annotation, biological process: regulation of DNA-templated transcription. The transcript has a single exon. Lineage: Eukaryota; Viridiplantae; Streptophyta; Magnoliopsida; Cucurbitales; Cucurbitaceae. Bases 1 to 495 code for a protein of 164 amino acids. Gene Ontology annotation, molecular function: DNA-binding transcription factor activity; DNA binding. The record is from RefSeq and is a predicted model, not a curated record.